UAAGUCAGAAAUAUAAAUGUUCUACAUUAUGGAGAAGUUAUUCAAUGUUACGUUGUAUGUUGAAUUUAAAACAGAGCAUUGAUAUUUCAAAAUUUGUGAAAUUGCAAUGUUUAUUAAAAACUUUUUCGAAAGAAUACAAACCGAAGAAAUCAAAAAUACUCGAUUUCGAACAAAUUGAUAAAUUCUUGAAGGAAGCAUCAAAUGAUACUUAUUUGGAUAUGAAGGUAACAAUAUAUUCCUGUUGAGCUAUGUACGCUUAAUAUAACAACUUUUAGGUAGUAUUAAUCAUGGGGUAUGCCGGGGCAUGCAGAAGGGUAGAGCUCUGCAAUAUGAAGGUUCAAGACCUUCAAUUCAAGAACGAUUGUAUUUUGGUCACUAUACCAAAUACAAAAACUUAUAGUUCCAGGCAAUUCAUUAUUUCAGACCUAUUCUGGUCGAGUCUGCUUAGAGAAUACUAUAAACUGAGGCCAUCACAUACAGGGCAUGAUCGUUUCUUCAUAUUUUAUAAAUCUGGGAAAUGCAGUGUGCAACCUAUUGGCAUAAAUAAAAUAGGUGGAAUGCCAAAAAAAAUUGCCAAUUUUUUGAACUUGCCUGAUUCAGAACUUUAUUCUGGACAUUGCUUCCGUAGAAGCUCAGCUUCCCAUUUAGCCAACAGCGGAGAAGAUUUAAUGGCAUUAAAGAGGCAUGGAGGAUGGAAAAGUUCAGCAGUUGCGGAAGGAUAUGUUGAUGCAUCUUUUUCAAAAAAACUGGACAUUUCUAAAACUUUGUCAACUCAAUUGAACAAAAAUGCCCAAGAUUUUGAUAUACCUCGGACUUCGACAGUUAAUAUUUCAGAAUUCUCAACUCAAGAAAUCAAUAUUACUUCACAACAUCCAGUACAUGAUAAUCAGCCUUCCACUUCUUCAGCAUGUUUCAAUCAAGCUCUAUAUAAUAAUGAAACACAUCAGAAUAUACCAGGAAUAUCAACUUUGAAUACUGGUUCAAACUGCAAUAUCACGGUCAAAAUUUUCAAUAAUUGUACAAUUUCUAAAAUUGAAUGAAUUCCUAUUUCGUUAUAAUACAUUAUAUUUGUUCAAUGUGUAAUUACUGCCAGUACCCACUCAAUUAACACCAUUCAUUAACACUUUCAAAGUGUUUCUUCAAAUAAUAUAUAGCUGAUAAAGUCAGAAUAUUUAAAACUAAUUUUCUCCUGAAAAAUGUGAAACUCGGGUAACUUCAUAGUAUAAGGCAAGAAUUAUUCACUGUAGUCUAAAAAUUUACCUACUAAAUCACUUUAUCGUCUACCAAAAUCUCUUUGAUUUGUUCGAAUGUUAAAAAUCAUACCAACUAUCUUCAAUAUUACCUGAUGUAUAUAUUAGACCUCACAACAUGUUAAUGUUCAUUUUAUUUUGGAUUCUUCCUUUCAAAGUUCAUAAAUUGUUCAAAAACCAAGAAUGUUUUGCUAACUAACGAAGAUCAAUGAAUUACUCUCCAACUAAAAUUUCCAAUGUGUAGUGGCUUAUUGAAAUUUUAAUUGAUAUCAUAACUCAAAAGUAUUGUCAGCAAUUUAAUUUUCGUUGGCAAUGUGAAAGAUAGUACAUCUUUAUAGCUCCAAAAUUAUUUUUGGAAUGCACAGAAUCA
Molecule: messenger RNA, 1620 nt
Organism: Harmonia axyridis
Lineage: Eukaryota; Metazoa; Arthropoda; Insecta; Coleoptera; Coccinellidae
Exons: 1
Coding region: 288-1040 (250 amino acids)
Biological process (GO): DNA integration; DNA recombination
Molecular function (GO): DNA binding
Source: RefSeq, a predicted model, not a curated record